CUCCUCCUCCUCCUCCUCCCAGAUGUUCCCUUGUGUGCAGCCAUCUGUUGAGCUCCCUCCUCCCUCCUCCUGCGGGGAAGGGGGCAGCCCGCCUGCCCGGCCAGCUGCACGCCUCGGCGGAGGAGGAGGAGGAGGAGGAGGAGGAGGAGGAGGGAGGAAGGAGCCUCCCGGCCCCCAGGCUGUGCUGCUGCCGGCUCCCCGCCGUGGGAACCGGCGCUGCGAGCCCGUAGGAGUGAGAACCGACCCCGGUCCCGGAAGAAGCAUCCAGCGCUCACCCAGCGCUGCAGUGACAGCAGUGUGUGCCAUCCACCCCUGUGUGAGACGGAGCCAACAGAAAGAGGUCAACGAUGCAGUUCUUAGCCUGGUUCAACUUGCUGCUUCUCCUUCCGUGUUUCAGUACCACCAAAACCUGCUUCCCUGGCUGCCACUGUGAAGUGGAAAGCUUUGGUCUCUUUGACAGCUUUAGCCUGACCAAGGUGGACUGCAGUGGAAUAGGCUCACACAUUGUUCCUGUCCCAAUCCCUCUGGAUACCUCCUACUUGGAUCUGUCCUCAAACAAACUGGAAACUAUCAAUGAAUCAAUGCUAACUGGCCCCGGAUACACCACCCUGGUGAGCCUUGACCUGAGCUACAAUAAAAUCGCCAAGAUUUCCUCCACAACUUUCUCCAGGCUUCGCUACCUGGAGUCUUUGGAUCUGAGUCAUAACUCUCUGGAAGUCCUUCCAGAGGACUGCUUCUCCAGUUCUCCUUUGGGCGACAUAGAUUUGAGCAAUAACAAGCUUUUGGAUAUAGCGAUAGACGUUUUUGCUUCAAAGGGUCAAGGAAAACCCUUGAAUGUGGAUCUAUCCAAUAACAUGCUCAGCAAAAUUACAAGGAACCAUGAAAAGAGCGUCCCCAACAUCCAGAACUUAAAUCUUUCUGGAAACAGGUUAACAACUGUGCCAAACCUCCAAGGCAUUCCUCUUCGAUACUUAAAUCUUGAUGGCAACCCACUAGCCAAGAUUGAGAAAGGAGACUUCAAGGGGCUGAAAGGUUUGAUUCAUUUAUCCCUCAGCGGCCUCCAUGACUUUAGAGAGUUAUCUCCUUACAGUUUCAAGGAAUUACCAGCCCUCCAAGUUCUGGAUUUAUCCAACAAUCCCAAUCUAAGGUCAUUGACUGCUGAAGUUAUCUUUGGCCUGAACUCUAUACAAGAGCUCAACCUCUCUGGGACCGGCGUGUCCUCCUUGCCAAAGACUGUGCUAAAAUACUUACCUUCCCUCAAAAGCAUCACCUUGAGGAAGAACAUUCAGUGUUUUAAGACCAUCAAAGAAGGACAGUACCACCGACAAAUUGGGCUGACCAAAAAAGAGGUCCUCAGCUGCCAUGACAGCCAUGGGGCCGUAGCAGCAGCGCCUUACGUUUUGUGAUGAAAGAGAAAGAAAGGGAUGGGGAAGUUGGAGUGGGAGGGUAGGGGGCCGUGGGGUUUGCACAGCUGUCGGACUGAGCUGGCUUGCAGUGUGCCUUUUGUAAAGCUGUCAAUAAUUUAUAUAUUUGUAUAUGCCAAUACUUGAUUGUUUGUGGGUUUUAUACACUUGCAAAUCCUCACUUGCAGGCCCCAGAUUCUACCCGGUAUGUUUGGGGCUGCAUAGCUCAAGAAGAGUGCUGAUGGACACUAAGGACCAAGUUGGGUCUUGGGGCAGAAGAGCUGCUGUGGUGCAAAACUCCACGCCCCAGACCGGUCUGCAGGUGCAAAGAUACACCUCUCCAAAGUGCACCCCAAAACCUGCCAACUCCGUAGCUGUUGGCUUCCAAACCCAUUCUUCAUCCCUGUUUUUAAUUAUUAUUCCCCAAGAAGUGCCUUUUGGAUGUUGCCUUCAUUAGCAGCACCCUGUUCCUUGUCAUGCACUUUCAGUCUGAAGAAACAUUUCCAGACAAACCUGAAUGCAACGUGCUCCUAAUGUGCUGGUUUUUACAUGAUAUUUGCAUUGAUGUGCAAUGAACACUGAGUAAGUAGAGAGUGUUCCACUCUUUUCUCCCUAUUUUCCCAUCUUGAUUCUUUGUAUGUCAGAUUACUUUAGGUCUAGCCUUGGCAACAUCCCAUCUUUCUGACAUUAGUGGGACAUUGACACAUUGCAAAGUAGAAGAAGCAUCUCACCCAGCUUGCAUCAAGCAAAUUAACUGAAAGACCACAUAGCCAAGCUUUAAAUGAAAAAACAAUUUCCUCCUUCGUUUUUGGGUAAACCUGGAAGAAAACAUUGACAGUGGUUUUUAUCUCAGUGACCUUAGCCAGCCAAGACACAGAGGACUCCGGAGCAAGCUGUCUCCAUGCUGAUGUUUCCCAGCUGAACUCAACAUCUGCAGCUCAGCUGGGAUCAUGUGAGGCAACUUCCAAAACGUGCCAGGAGCAGAAUUAGCACUGACGCCUGCAACCCUGGAGUAGUCUGCCUAUCAAGGGAAGGAUCUUGAGGUAUAUUUUCAUUCCAGUUCUGUGGCUUUUGUUUCUCUCACAUGGCUUCUUGGCUACAAACUGAGAUCUGAUAAAAAGCUUUGUCCUUGGAGCUUUAUGCAUUUUUCCUCUACUCUGAAAUGCUGGCAAAGCAAAGGGGAGCUUCCCUCAUCCCACUUCUUCUCCAGAUCAGGAGAAAGGGGGCAAAGGCAACACAGUGCUGUACAUUAAGCCUUCAUUCUGCUCAAAGGAGCUCUGCCAAUGGAGAUAUCCAUCCCAAAUCUGCCACUUUCUGUCCUGGGGAUGGGAGGGUCUGUUGUGGAUGGUGAUCCUGCACAGAUCUGUCCAUGGCUUGUUCUCCACACCCAGCCUUGCAUCAGGGUAACCUUAAAGUUUCUGAAACAGGCUGAGGGAAUCACAGAAUCACAGAAAAUCCUGAGUUGGAAGGGACCCAUAAGGAUCAUCAAGUCUGACUCCUGGCUUCACACAGUAUCACCCAAAAAUAAGACCAUACAGCUGAGACAGUUGUUCAUACACUUCUUGAACUAUGGCAAGCUUGGUGCUGUGACCACUUCCCUGGGGAGCCUGCUGCAGUCCCCAGCCAAGCUCUCAGCCUUUUCCUGAUAUCCAACCUGAACCUCCCCCAAAGGAGGGAGUCCAUGCAAAGAUGAUGGAGACAUAAACCCAGUCCGCAGCCCUCCUUGGGAGUGUUGGGAGGAGCUCAAGCUUCAUCUUCACACCCCCAAAGGCCUUCACAAAUGGAAAGCACAUUGCCCAAGGCAUUUCUCUCCAGCGAUGGUAGAAACCUGCUGAGCCCGUAAAAGCCAGCCACUGCCAGGGGGCUCACCCCAGAUUCAACGUCUUACUUUGGAUAUUUCAAUCCCUCUCACAUGCUGACACCCAUUUCCUUUUUGAUGGUUUGAUGGCAGACCAUGAGGUAGGAUUUUAACCCUUUUCAUCAGUGUUGGGGGCUUUGCCCCUCUGUUGAGCCUUUGAAAGGUUUGACCAGCCUUCACAUUCAUGAGAAACAAAGUAGUUUUCUUAAAAAGGCAGUGGGAAUGCCUGCAGGCAGACGGAGAUCCGGAAGAGAGCAGUGGAAGGAGGGGACAGUUUGGGAGAAAGGAGGUGGUUUUUAGUGGAUCUUGCCUUUUUAAGAGAAUUCUUUUCUGCUGGCAGAAAAAAAAAAAUGUAAUUUAAAAAAAAAAAAAUUGUUUAAUGUUGUAAGUCUGUACGUAGAUGCAAGGUUAGGGGGAUCAUAUACUGUUAGAUUCACCGGCUUUGCACCACUGUGGUAAAUUUAAAACCCAAUGUGACAAUCCAGUUGAAGACUGCAAUAUUUCCUGGUGUAAUCUCACGCUAGCUGCUAGCUGAACAAGUCUUAGCAAAGGCUGGCAAAUACCAUCGCUGUAUUAGUUUGUUUUUUACAGAAUCUCGGCAGCAUUGUAAGGCUUUGUGAUUACUCACAAUAUAAUAAAGUGAUUUGGAGGUGAACAAAUGUGGAUUUAUUGUCUUAGUGAUGGGAGGGUGAAUGGUUUAAAUCCAAAGUACAAUGUGAUGUGUUGUUGCCAUUCCUCUGUAGUUUCUUCCUUUGCCCUGCUCAGCCCUACCAGAACUGUGGGUGUCGUGUCUCCAAACUGCUGUGCUUGUCUCAUUGGGCUCCUCAUUAGUGGAAAGAUUAAAAAGCUUCACAAGGUCCAGGUAAGCUGACUGGAAGGGAGUUAUGGACAUUUGAGUGUCCAGAAUUGACACAAGAGCAUCUGGGGCAAAUGCUGUAGGGUAUGCUCCAAACUUUGUUAGAGGCAGUGUGAAGGUCUUAGUGGAUUUAGGGAAUGGUCUGCUAGUGAGGAGCUGAGCUGGAAGGCUGGGUUUGAAGAAGGGGUGAUCUGGGGAGACCCACAAGCUGUCUACCCUGUCCUCCAGGACUGGCAACCAUGUGGGACAUAUCUCCAGGAAAGGCCAGUUCUGGCUCACAGCACUGUUAAGAACUGUAAGGGAAAGCCAGGACCAACAUAUAGAGAUGGCUGGACAUGACAGUCCUUGCUGGUCUCUUCCCACUCAAGAUCUUCCAUGAUUCUAUGAUACCAUGCCUGCUCCUUUUGUGCCCACCAUGGCACGGUCUCUGCCCACCAGGCUCCACCACAGUUUUCCUUCUGCAUCUCCUUCUGGAUCAUGGAAUCAUAGAAUCAUUAAAGCUGGAAAAGAUCAUCUCCUCCAACUGUCCACAUACCACCACUGUUGCCCACUAAGCCAAGUCCAUAAAUGCCACAUCUCCACAGUUCUUGAAUGCCUCUAGGGACAGUGAAUCCACCUCCCUGGGCAGCCUGUUGCCAGUAUCCAACCUCUCUUGUGGAGAAGUUUUUCCUAAUAUCCAACCUGUUGGGAUCUCUCUUGCCACGGGACAGGGCUGUGCAAUCUGUUUGGCUGACAUGGUCUGCCAGGGCAAGGACACAGUGCCUAAAAUGAUGGGUCUGAAUCCAUCUAUCAGAUGGAUUCUCCAAAUUCCUUGUGAAUGCCCCACCAGCACUUUGUUGCACUUUGUGUACUCCUCCAUCCUAUUUUAGCUCCCUCUCAUUUUGCUGCUAUUUGAAUUACUUAAAUAGCCUAUCUGAAUUCUUCUACGUUGCAACAGGCAUGAGAGCCCCACCUGCAGCACGACGCCCUAUGCUCUUCAUGGAUCCCUCUCCACCAUAGGACCCAGACAAUAAAAACACAGAUGAAGAAAAGGCACAGGGUGACUCCAGGCUUGGAAAAUCAUAGAAUCAUUUGAAAGGGGAGGAAAGUUGAAAUUCGAGUUGAAAGGAGAGUUAAAGUUAAAUGGGGAGGGUGGUGGCCCUGCGUGUGGCAGGGGGGUUGGAGAUUCAUGAUCCUUG
Phasianus colchicus (ring-necked pheasant) is the source of this 5295-nucleotide messenger RNA. It is a transcript of the gene TSKU, whose product is annotated as tsukushi, small leucine rich proteoglycan. Gene Ontology annotation, molecular function: protein binding. NCBI's taxonomy places the organism in Eukaryota, Metazoa, Chordata, Aves, Galliformes, Phasianidae. The record is from RefSeq and is a predicted model, not a curated record.